AUGUACGCCGCUCAGAAUAUAACGCCAACAGUUUUGGAUGCCAUGAAUGGAAAUGUUUCCGAAUGGUAUAACGAAUGCGACAAUGCCAUUAGAAGGUCAGAAAUAGUUCCUGGAACUUACGAAUAUACAACUGCUGUUUCUUAUGGAAACGUAGGUGAGUUUGGAGAAGGUUCUUCAACAACAGUAGAUAUUGCUUGCGACAGGUUUCAUAUAAUUUCUAUUGACAACUCAUUCUUAUACGUGGAACAAGACAUUGAAAUAAAACCUUCUGCCAAGUUGUCUGACAAGAAAGGUUGCAAUGGAAUUUUCUAUGUCGGAUACCAAUAUGCUCCAGAAGUUUUCAUGGGAUAUAAGAUAUAUUCUAACUCUGACUUAGUUCAAACAGUAACAUGGGCAAACUAUGAAUGGUUCGCUUUGAGAAACUCAGUACAACCACAAGCUAGAGAACAAACAGACCAGUAUGCAACUAUUGAGAAAAUAAGAAGACUUGACCCUAACGUUCCAGGAGUUUAU
Messenger RNA from Trichomonas vaginalis G3, 513 nucleotides. RefSeq lists its product as uncharacterized. The transcript has a single exon. The record is from RefSeq and is a predicted model, not a curated record. Lineage: Eukaryota; Parabasalia; Trichomonadida; Trichomonadidae. The annotation marks the transcript as partial.